UUUGUUGUUAUUAAGGAAUCACGACAUGUGAAUUACGACGAAUUAUGACAGUGUUACAUGAAAACCAGCCUUAUGAGUGAACUAUGAAGUUCAACUAAUAACCAUAGACUGCUGAAAUGGAUGCGUGACACCAACCGACAAGCCAACGGGAUUUAAGACGUCCGUUCAUGCAAGUUAGUUCAUUUAUUUCGACACAGUGCUAAAUCGGGAAGCCGCAGCUCAGUGGGACAUCAGACUGGCGGUACUUUUCUUGCCAGACACUGCUGAAACGGACAUUCAUGCCUUACUUACAUGAUUACAUCGGGAAGCCAGUUGCCCAAUGCGAUAUCAGACUAACGUACUUAGCGUCAAUUCAACUUAGGUCAUUGUACACUGAAAACUACUGAAACGGACAUAUUACAUCGGGAAGCCAGCGGCCCUGUGCGACAUCAGACUGGCGUCAGCUCAACUUAGGUCAUUGUUUGCCGAAAACUGCUGAAACGGAAAUAUUACAUCGGGAAGCUAGCGCGACAUAAGAAUGUUAUCAACACAAGUUUGGUCAUUCUUUGCUACACACUGCUCACUGCUGAAACUCAUAGAUUAUAUCGGGAAGAGAGCUGGUGCAUUAUAAGACAUUUCUUUGCGAUCUACAAUAUCAUUUUACUUUCUGUGUCUGGUAUGGAAGCUUUUACUAACGUUGGUUAUCUCGCCUUAUGGAUGAUACUACUUUUAAGCAUAUCAAGGGAGAAUGAAGGAUCGCAGUAUAAUAGAAAUCGCCGCUCAGAGAAUGAAGCAAGGGGGUACACGAUUGAAAAAAAAAAUGGAAAAUAUUUCGUUGUAUUCACCAAUCGGCAAACAAAUCGGGCGAGCUUCGAUGACCCAAAUUGGAAAAAUCAGCAAUAUCUAGAUCUGGGUAGCAGCCGAAUCCGUGCAGCCCACCGAAUUGAUGAUGUUUGGAAAAAGGGAUAUACUGGAAAAAAUAUAACCGUGGCGAUUGUUGACGAUGGAAUUAAGUACACGCACAAGGAAUUCGAAGGUCGCUAUCUCCCACAAUUAAGCUACGAUUAUGUUGACCAGGAUUCAGACCCUACGCCAUCCGACGGUCAUGGUACAAAUUGUGCUGGUGUUAUUGCUGGUGCUGCAAACAAUAAACUAUGCGGUGUUGGUGUGGCAUACGAAGCCAAUAUUGCAGGUAUUCGAUUAAUAGACAGAGGUUUGCCUAAUGACACUGACGUAGCAAAGGCAUUCUACCCAUUUGAUGGCCAUAAAAUUGAUAUAUUCUCCAACAGCUGGGGUCCACCCGAUAAUGGUUAUGUUAUAGCCGGUCCUGGACCACUGUCUCUGGAGGCAUUGAGAAAGGGUGCAAAUGAGGGACGAGGAGGUCGUGGUUCAAUUUAUGUUUUUUCUGCUGGUAAUGGUGGAUUUUUUGGAGAUAGUUGCGCUUUUAAUGGUUUUGUUAAUAGCAUAUACACCAUCCCUGUUGGCGCGGUGAAUCAAAAUGGGAGACCUUUAUACAGUUCUGAGGCAUGCAGUGCUGUUAUGACUUCUGCUUAUGCUGUUAAUUUGGGGAGAGGAUUUGGUGCAACAUCAGGCGCCACUGCUUUGGUAUCAGGAGUUAUUGCUCUAGCAUUGGAGGCAAAAAAAACCUUAACAUGGCGUCAAGUACAGCACUUAAUAGUAAGAUCCAGUAGUAGUGACGUAAUCGAUAGAAGUGUAAAAUGGACCGUAAACAAAGCAGGAUUUCGAGUGAGUAACAAAGUUGGAUUUGGAUUUCUUGAUGCUUCGCGGAUGGUAGAAAAUGCCGAAAAACUGACUACAUUACCACGACAGAUUAAAUGUAAAAUUGAGCUCAAAAUUAACCAAAAAAUUGUAUUGCUGAGAGGGAAAAAAAAUUCAUUUGCUAUUGAAGUUGGUAGAGAUCAAUGCCGCGGUGGAGUGAUUAAUCAUUUGGAACAUGUCGAGGCAAGAUUUAGUUUUAGGUAUUUCAGGCGUGGUGUGAUUGGCGCUUACAUUAUUUCACCAGGGGGAACCGAGUCCCAAGUAAUAUUUCCUCGUUCGCUUGACGCCUACGUUGGUGAAAGGAAAUACAAAAAUUUAAGCACAGUUAGUGUGCACUUCUGGGGUGAAUCGUCAGAAGGAACAUGGACUGUAACUCUUAGGAAUGAUCUUCCAUCCUUCCCAGAAUCAAACCAAUAUGAAGCCAGACUGUUUGGUUUUAAUCUAACUCUAUAUGGCACUGCACAAAAGCCGCCGUUUCCUGAAAUACCGAAGAAGAAUUUGCAAGAGGGGGAUAAACCUAGAGUCGACGGCAAGUUUUAUAGUGUGUAG
Dendronephthya gigantea is the source of this 2307-nucleotide messenger RNA. RefSeq names its product proprotein convertase subtilisin/kexin type 6-like. The transcript is spliced from 15 exons. NCBI's taxonomy places the organism in Eukaryota, Metazoa, Cnidaria, Anthozoa, Malacalcyonacea, Nephtheidae. Gene Ontology annotation, biological process: protein processing. The coding region runs from base 658 to 2307 and encodes 549 amino acids. Gene Ontology annotation, molecular function: serine-type endopeptidase activity. Gene Ontology annotation, cellular component: Golgi membrane; trans-Golgi network. The record is from RefSeq and is a predicted model, not a curated record.